Molecule: messenger RNA, 1092 nt
Organism: Plasmodium gonderi
Lineage: Eukaryota; Apicomplexa; Aconoidasida; Haemosporida; Plasmodiidae
Exons: 2
Coding region: 1-1092 (363 amino acids)
Biological process (GO): t-circle formation; resolution of mitotic recombination intermediates; telomere maintenance via recombination
Cellular component (GO): Rad51C-XRCC3 complex; replication fork
Molecular function (GO): four-way junction DNA binding
Source: RefSeq, a predicted model, not a curated record
AUGGAAGAAUCCACGUGUAGAUCUGUUGAACGAAUUUUUGAAGAUGUUUCGUUUAACAAAAGGGACAGGAAAAGGCUCCAAUUCGAUGAUAAAAAACUAAAUCGAUUCUUCGAAAAUGGAAUGUUAAACUACAGUCUUGUAGAAAUUGUAGGGAUCUCAGGUAGUGGAAAGACGCAAUUCGCUUUAACCCUGUGUGCAGAACAUCUUUUAAAAAUUCUUGAGGAAAACAGACAGACCAUAGUUUUUUACGUUUAUUUUAACAGAAUGUUUCCUAUACACAGGUUGAAAGAAAUAAUUAAAAAUAAGUUGGACUUAAAGGAUUCACGCAUACAUUUUAAGACAAAAAACAUUCAUAGUAAUAGUGCUUCCCCUCCAGGGUCUACAAGCACUAGUCCCUUUCCAAGUGCUCAUGAAAAGAGGGCUGAACAGUUGGAAUGUCCGACUGACAUUGACAUUUGCAGUGACUGGGAUAACUGGAGCGACGCAAACAAUUGCAACAUGGUAAGCUACUCCGAUCGAGCAAACAAUUGCAACACGGUAAGCUACUCCAAUAGAGAAGACACCCUUAAUGGGAAUAUGGACGACACACUGAACCUCCAGAAGGAAAACAAAACGCAAAAGCAUGUACUUAGUGCACUAAAAAACUUUUACAUACAAAAAAUAAACGAUGAAAAGGAAUUGUUCUCAUUAAUCGAAAAAGACAUAUACCACAUUUUGAGAUAUCAUAAGAUUUCUCUUCUUGUAAUUGAUUCAAUGAAUUGUGUUUUUAAUGGAAACGAGAACCUAGAUGCUUAUAAAAAAUGUCAACUCUUUACGAGAGUGUCUAUAUGUUUAAAAAAUUUGGCAUAUGAAAAAAACUUUUUUUUAUUGCUACUUAAUAAUUCCCAACUAAAAAAAGAAUACUCUGGUUUUUGUUUUAACAUUUUUGAUUAUGUUAUCAAUUGCCCAUGCUCCAAUACAAUUAUAAUAUUUAAAAAAAAAAAAAAAAACAAUAAAAUUGCUCGAAAGAUGUCCAUCAAGUAUUCAGAAUUUUUGAGGAAAUACAAAUCUAUCAAUUUCGAAAUUAAUGACUCUGGAUUUAGAGCACUCUGA